This is a messenger RNA of Chlamydomonas reinhardtii, 5480 nucleotides long. RefSeq lists its product as uncharacterized. Gene Ontology annotation, biological process: regulation of DNA-templated transcription. The transcript is spliced from 8 exons. Lineage: Eukaryota; Viridiplantae; Chlorophyta; Chlorophyceae; Chlamydomonadales; Chlamydomonadaceae. The record is from RefSeq and is a predicted model, not a curated record. Gene Ontology annotation, molecular function: DNA-binding transcription factor activity. Bases 287 to 3805 code for a protein of 1172 amino acids.
GUGCGGAGGCGUACUGCUCUUGGAUUGUGCAAUAGCUUAUUUACACGGGAGGUGAUUUCCACGAGCAAACCGCAGUCCUGAGUCUCCGCGAAACGCGGGCCAGGCUAAGAAAUGUCACAGGUAUUUCAUACAUGAGACUUACACAAAUUUAGUAGGCUGGCGGGCGCGCUGCAGUCGUCGAGCCGUUGCUCCCUCCUCGCGAGACAGCAGCAGCGUGCGUGGCAAACAGCUCUAUUUGGGCAAUUUUCAGGCCUCGUAUACUGGGGGAACUGACAUUUGCAAAGUUAUGUAUGGCAGCCGGCCUGGUAACGCGGCUGAUGUGGCGCAUGGGAACAGUGCUGCGGACUUGAACGCGAUGCUGGAAUACCACGCAGCAGCUAUGGCAGCGAUAGGGGACGCCGGCGAUCAACUGGACGCUCGCUCGACCGGGGUUGACGGGAUGGACCCGAGCCUUUGCGACGAUGGCGGUGACGGAAGCUUCGGCCCCGGAGGCUAUCACAUGCUGCGCCCGGCGCCGGGAAGCGCGCCGGUGUCCUACUACCCUCCCAGGCGCUAUCCAGCUCACAUGGCAGCUUACCGCGGCCUAGCCGCGGGUGCCAUGUACCGGCACCCCGCCGCUGCAGCGGUGUAUGCGCGCCACACGCACGCCGUACCGCCGCCUGCCUACGGACUGCCGCCGCCGUACGCCGCCGCAGCGACGUCACCGCCACACAUGCGGCGGCACCCGCAUGCACCGGCGGUGGCCAUGACUGCGUACCGCGGAGCGGGGGCGCCGCCGCCGUACCUGGGGGAAGAUGAUGGCACGCCACGCGCGUACCAGCACUCCACACCUUUCUUGGCCUCGGAGGCUCAGGCGGCGGCCGUGGCCGCCGGUGCAGCCGCAGCAGCGGCAGCAGCAGCCGACGCCGAUGCGGCAUCCGACGGCGCCGCCGCCUUUGCGCGCGCGCACUCGGUCGGAGGUGCUGACGCAGGCGCAGCGGCGGCCGCUACGGCUGCGGCGGCGGGUGGUGGUGGUGGCGGUGGCAGCGCGCGGCUGAGUGAUGGCGGCGCCACGUCGGCGCUGAGUGGCGGCGGCGCCGCCGGCAGCUCGGGGCUGCGUGGGCCCAUGUACUCCAUGCCGCCGUACGGCAUGCCCUAUCCGUACGGUCAUAUGCCGUACAGGGUACGACAUGGCAUGUACCCGUACCCGCCGCCGCACUACUACCGGCCGGAAGACGUGGCGGCGGCCGCGCACUACCGCCGGGGCCAACCCUACUACCCGUACCCGUACCCCUAUGGCAGCCCGGCGGCCUCCGCCGGCGGCGCGCCGCCCGGCGCCGCCCAUUAUGGCGACGACGCACAGACGCCGCCGCCGCCGUACACUGCUGGGAUGUACGGCGGCUGGGGUUACGAUGACGUGUACGGCUACGGCGCCCGCAUGCCGUAUCCGCCGUACCAUCCCGGUGAAGCCGCUGCCGGCGGCGGCGCCGCCGACUCCGCGGCGGCGGCGGAGCUCCUGGCUAUGCCUGGCAGCGGUGGAAGCGGCGGCCAGCCCGGUUCGGCGGCAGCGGCAACGGCGGCGGCGGCGGCGGGGCACGGCUACCCCCACACACAUGCGAUGCAUGGGGGCGAGGUAUACCUCCAUGCGCAUAACGCACAGGCGCAGGCGCAAGCACGCGCGCACGCGCAGGCACAGGCCGCGGCAGCCGCCGGCGCAGGCCCACACCUCACAGCUGACCCCACGUCGCCCACCCGGGCGCAAGCAUCCGCAGCGGCAGCGGUAGCGGCAGGAGCGGCUGUGCCCUCGCCCUUCGGCAGCCAGCCUCUGCACCCAGCAGCAGCAGGCGCGCCGCCGGGCCACGCCGCGCACGCGCAGGCCCACCCCCAGCACCACCACCUGCAACACCAGCAGCAGCACCAACACCACCAACACCACGCGCACGCGCACGCGCACGCGCACCCGCACCCGCACCUGCACGGGCCCUCAGCUGCCUACGCGCCGCAAGCGCAGGCGGCGCCGCCGGCUGGUCCGCACGACCUGUUGCGACGCGCCUACAGCACACCAGGCGAGGCGCAGUACGGCAUGAGUACGGCAGGUGGCCACGGCGGCAGCGGCGCCGCCGCCGCCGCUGUCAAUCACGGCGCCGCCGCAGCCGCCCCUCACAUGGCUCGGCACUCGCACUCAGCCGGCAUCACGUUGCAACCAGGUCCGCCGUUCGGAGGCGGCGGCGGCACCACUGGCGGCGGCUCGUCGCUACCGGAGCUCCUUUACUCGCAGCUCAAUGGCGGCGGCGGCGGCGCUGGCGGCGGCGGCAGCGGCGGCGGCGUGGACGCCGAGGAUGCUGAGGAGGAGGCGCUGCACGCGGAGCUUCACGGCCUCAUGGGAGACCUGGCGGCAGACGGCUACGGCCACCGGCACCCCGGCACCAGCGGCGGCGGCGGCGGCGGCGGCGUUGGAAUGCACGGGCAAGGCAACGGCAACGGGCACGGCAACGGCAGCGGACAUGGUAAUGGUAACGGGCACCACGGGAAUGGCCUGGGGCAGCACCCGCACCACCACCACGUGCUCGCGGCCGGCAGCGGCGGCGGAGCUGCAGCAGCAGCGGCGGCGGUGGCGGCGGCGGCGGCGGCACCGCGGCAGGGCUCACACGUGAUGGCGCAGCAGGGUCUGGCGCAGCAGGGUCAGGAGCAGGGGCAGCUCCAGAGGCGGCAGCCGUCGUGGGGCGGCGGCGCCGACGGGGGUGCGCUGGCGGCGCCCGGAGGCACGGGCGGGUCGGCGGAUGGCCAGGCGCACCACGGGGCGCACAAGGCCGCGGCGGCCGCCGCCGGGUUCUUGGCACACGGGUGUGCUGAACAGCGUCUUGGCGACGGCGACCUCAGCGAUGGCGACGGCGACGGCGACGGCGGAGAGGAACACAAGUUCUUUGUCGGGUCGGGCGGCCACCUGCCCGGUCACUACUCCCUCGACGGCACCGCCUAUGGCGCUGCCGGCGGCGGUGGCAGCGAGCCGCCGGAUGCCGACGGCGGUGCUGGCGGCGGCGACGACGACCUCGACGGCGCCGACGUUGACGCCGAUGGCGGCGGCGGCGGCGGCGCCGGCUCCGACGGCGGCGCGGCGGUUGGCCGGCGGCGGGCGACCGGCCGGCGGCGCGCCUCCGCCGCCGGCGCCCGCCGCCGCGCCGCCGCUGCUGCGGCGUUGUUGGAGGACACGGAUGACGACGAUGACGUAACGCCGUCACGGCGGUCGCGGCGGAGGGUGGCGCCGCGGCGCUACGGCGGCGGCGAGGGCGGCGCCGGACGCGGCGCCGCCGCCGCCCGGCGUCAGUCCUCAAUGGGCGGUGGCGGCGGCGGCGGCAGCGGCGACCUUGGCUCUGGCAUGUCGGGUGACGACUUGCAGAUUGGCGCUCGCCCCACGCUGGAGCAGCUGCUGCCGCAGUCGGUGGACGCGGUGGCGGACCUCGAGGUGCUGGGCGACCUGGAGCCUCAGCGUGUGGAGGCGCUGCUGGAGAAGGUGCAGCGCAAGGGCAAGGGCGGCCGCGCGCCCGCAGGCGACCCGCGACUGGACCCGAGAAUAGACCCGCGCAAGGCGCGCCGCAUCCUGGCCAACCGCAUCUCAGCCGCGCGCUCCAAACUCAAGCAGAAGCUCAUCCUGGAGGGACUCAAGGCUCGCUACGAGCAGCUGAUGAGCAGCAAGGACGAGUACGGGCGCGAGCUGGCGGACCUGCGCAAGGCGUGCAAGGAGCUGGAGGGCAGGAACAGGGGGCUGGCGGGAAAACUCAAGGACCUUGUCAACGGGCCUUUCUCCGACGAUUCGGGUCAGAAGUAACGACACACCAAGCGGAACACGGCGAGGUUGAUUUACUGAUUUAGUGCAUCGCAUUGGACAGCGCCGCAAGCUGGCUUGGCGGCGGCGGUGGCGGCGGCGGUGUGUAAGGGUACAACCCAGCAGUGUUACACACACACGCACCGCGUCACCGAUGUAAGCCCUGUAUGGUGGCGAGCGUCAUCACAAGCCGCGACGGCGCUGCAGCCCUCGUUGCAGGACGAGAGCACAGGGAGUUGUAGGCAGACGCCGGCGGCCUUGCAGCAAGCGCGGGCCCCGGCACCGAGCAUUGAUUUUUGUGGAUGUGCAGACAUUGAAGCUAGCGAGGUGCGUGCCGCAGGCUCUGGCCCCCUAGCAGCUUGCUCGGCCCCCGAGCCCUGCAUGCGAGAUAUAUUGACGUGUUCGCCGCGCACGUACGGUAGUAUUGUGGCAUGACAUCUUGUUUUUCGACACUUUCUCUCUCCUGGUGUUUGCAUGCGGUAUUAUUUACAUGUGCGACGGCAUAUGUGACUCUACAUCAACUCGACAGCACCGGUUCGGCCAGGGCUGGGCGUUAGUGCUUGACAUUGGACGCGACAUCUGUCGGUAUGGUAUGCGGGCAGGUGGUCUGAAUAUGGCGCAGGAUGGCUCGUGUUUGACGACAAGCAAGCGGUCCGUGGUUGUGCGGGUCCUGAAGUUGUGAUGCUCACGUGCGGCGAGGAGGGACGGCAUUCUUGCACUUGCCUUUGUUGCUGGACAAUCAGCAAUGCCCAGACGGCGGGGCUGGGAUGGGGCUUGCGGUGUGUGGAUGACCAAAUGGAACCGGUGAUUUCGGACAUGUUUGCGGGGUAAGCGGUCCCUCUGAUUUUGCUAGGGUUACCAGGGCAAACACGCCGUGCGCUCAUGUGUGGCGCCCCGCUGUGCCUGACUUGGCUGAGGGCUGACCUGCUCCUGCUUGCAUUAGUCAUGAACGGACGCCAGUGCUUAUUUCUUGGGUUUUCUCGUGGGUGCCGCGGACUCCCGCCGUGAUAUGCAUUGCUUUGCCCCACUGGCGUGAAAUGGGCCACCAGCCUUCCUCGCCUUUGUUUCCAUUGGAGCUGAGAUUAUCGUGUGGUUGGCUCGGCUCCUGUAUGCCGCAUUGCCGCGUAAUUUCUGGUACGCAUUAGUAGAUUAGCUAUCCUGCGCCGGCCAUGAAUUCCCUUACUGGACGGGACGCAUCUCUCACUUUGCCAACCUUGCUCGUCUUUGCUUUAUAAAGUGAUUCAUGUCUCUACACAUUGCAAUCUUUCUUGACAGUGCGGAAGGGAUGACCAAACCUGGCGGUACACGAUGUACGGAGAUGGGCUGUUCCUCGGGCCGCUCUGAUGGACCGAGAGUGACAUUUGGAUGUUGCGGCUCCGCAUUUCAAUCUUCCUCGCUCGAUGAUAAGCUCAGUAAAACUGAGGACGCCCAAGAUUGGUUUGAUGGGGCGGUAGAUAGAUGGAUAUGUCGGUCGGCGUACGUCAUGCCUGCGCAUCACUUCGUAUGACGUGUGAUAAAAUGUUGCAUGACGUGUGAUCAAACACUUUGCGUGUCGUCGCCGCCGAAGUGGUACACGGUCCUUCGGCCACCAGCGCAGGGAUGGGGAAUUAAAGUACUUGCGUUGCUUCGCCGCUGGUUCCAAGGACUGCAGUUUGAAGACGUCCCAAACGAUUAAGCC